GAACCGGCACUCUGCAGUUCUCUGUGCAGAUAGGGAAGUUGCACGGUGUGGGUGGAGGGUGCCUUGCAGAGGGCAAACCUCAGUGUGACUUUGGGUCAGAUACUCUAACGAGAGCCUCAGCUCCCUGUCCUCUGAAUGGCCUCUGUGAAGCCGGCUAACGCAUGCUCAGUGCCUGUUGUGUGUCGGCUCACCGUAGGCAGUCAGCUAGUGGUUUGGGGUGCUCAGGUAAGGGAAAUCAGAUGCUUUCUUGCUUUAUAAAGGUGAAGUCAUCUGACAGGUGUAAACAGCUGCCUGUGGCCAGCUCUGUGCCGCGUGCAGGCUUUUGGAGGUGAAGAGGGGCCAGACAGAUGCCAUAUUGGGGUCUGGAAGGACAGAGGAGCGACCACAGAGGGGGGCACAGUCUGAUCCUUGGGGCCAGGAUGAAGCCCUGGGACUUGAAGGGGCUCCAGACCAUCGGAGGAUUCAAAGCCAUAGGGAAGCGAGACCUAGAGUGGCACAGUUGGCUAUGGGGCCUGGAGUGCCGGACCCACCAACACCCAGGGUGCAUAUGGAACUGGUGUGGCCAGCUGGCAAGUUCCUUCCGCUUCCAGUCAUUUGACUCCUACGACUCCAGGCCUUGUCUGCCUGAGCACAAUCCCUACCGUCCCAGCUAUAGCUACAACUAUGACUUUGACCUGGGACCUGACCGCAAUGGUGGCUUUGGCAGUCAGUACAGUGACUGUCGGGACCCUGCCCGUGAGCCCCGCUCCCUCGAUGGCUUCAUGCGGGGCCGGGAUCAGGGCCGCUUUCAGGAUCGGAGCAACGCUGGCACCUAUAUGCGCAGUGACCCCUUCAUGACAUCAGCGGCCUCCUCCCAACCGCUGUCUGCUCCCUGGACAGAGCUCAACUAUGUGGGUGGACGGGGCCUGGGAGGCCCCUCUCCCAGCAGGCCCCCACCUUCCCUCUUCUCCCAGUCUAUGGCCCCCCAGUCCAUGGCCCCCAACUACGGAGUGAUGGGCAUGCAGGGGGCUGGAGGUUAUGAAAACUCUGUGCCCUACCGAUGUGGCCAGUCACAGACCCGGAUGAGGGAUCGGCCCAGGUGGAGAGGCUUUGACCGCUGCGGCCCAGAUGGCAUGGGCAGGAAACGGAAGCAGUUUCAAGGCUAUGACGAGCCGGAUGCCAAACAGGCCCGGGCUGACAGCGAAGGAGAUUUUUCCGAGAAUGACGAUGGAGCUGGUGACUUCCGGUCAGGAGAUGAAGAAUUCAAGGGUGAGGACGAAUUCUUGGAUCCCGGGAGGCAGAGAGGUUUAGCCAACCCUCUGAGGUCUUCUCACUGCUUGUUUAUUGAAGCGGUCAUGUUUGUAGCAUGGGGACACACAACAUUGAGCAGCUCGUGCAGCGGGGAAAAUGCUAAAGCAAAGGAUGACGAGGAUGAUGAGAUGAAGAAGAGGAAGGAGAAACAAAGGAGAAGAGACAGGCUGCGAGACCGGGCAGCUGACAGGAUUCAGUUUGCCUGUUCCGUGUGCAAGUUUCGGAGCUUUGAAGAUGAAGAAAUCCAGAAGCAUCUGCAAAGCAAAUUUCACAAAGAGACACUACGGUUUAUAAGUACCAAACUGCCUGACAAGACGGUGGAAUUCCUUCAGGAAUACAUUGUAAACAGGAAUAAGAAGAUUGAGAAGCGACGUCAGGAACUGAUGGAGAAGGAAAGCGCAAAACCAAAACCAGAUCCUUUCAAAGGGAUUGGCCAAGAGCACUUCUUCAAGAAGAUCGAGGCUGCUCACUGCCUGGCCUGCGACAUGCUGAUCCCUGCGCAGCACCAGCUCCUCCAGCGGCACCUGCACUCGGUGGAUCACAAUCACAACCGCCGGUUGGCUGCUGAACAGUUCAAGAAAACAAGUCUCCAUGUGGCUAAGAGUGUUUUGAACAACAGACAUAUAGUGAAGAUGCUGGAAAAAUACCUCAAGGGUGAAGACCCUUUCACCAAUGAAGCCGUUGAUCCAGAAAUCGAAGGAGUUGACAAUUUAGGAGGCGAUGAUAAGGAAGAGACACCUGAGGAGGUGGCCGCAGAAGUGUUAGCUGAAGUGAUCACAGCAGCGGUGAAGGCAGUAGAAGGGGAAGGAGUGCCCACUCCAGAAAGUAUUGAAAUGCCGGCUGAAGAGGAAAGCCCCAGGGACAGCACAGGGGCCACCAGUGGUCCCCAUCCUGAACAGCCGCCAGAAGCAGACACUCACUGUGGAAUGGCAUCUGGGAAGGGGGACGCGGACGCAGAGGCCGGAAGUGGAGGUGCCCAGGCUGGGAGCCCGGACGCAGAGGCCGGAAGUGGAGGUGCCCAGGCUGGGAGCCCAGAUGCAGAGGCCGGAAGUGGAGGUGCCCAGGCUGGGAGCCCAGACGCAGAGGCCGGAAGUGGAGGUGCCCAGGCUGGGAGCCCGGACGCAGAGGCUGGAAGUGGAGGUGCCCAGGCUGGGAGCCCGGACGCAGAGGCCGGAAGUGGAGGUGCCCAGGCUGGGAAUAAGGUUGCAGAGGCGGAAGGUGAAACAGAGGCAGAAGGCACUGUAACAGUCCCUGUUCCUGCUCCAGCUGCCACAGAAGCUGCAGUGGACCAAACUGACGCAGAGUCCAAAGACGUCACUCCCACAGAAUGAGCCUCCUUUCCCUGUUUCAAGGGAUGUGUUAUAUGAUGCAUUGAUCUUUGGUUUGUAAGUAGUACUAGGGUGUGUGUUACUGGAAUAUGCUGAAAACAUUUUGGUGAAGAGACCCAGCUCUUUCCUUCAGAAAAACGUACCUCAUGGGCUUGUCUUAGAGUUGUGUGGCUUUCUGCCUUGGUUUGAAAGCCACAGAAAUACAUUCCCCCAAGCAGCUGUGGAAUAAUAAGAGUUGGGCAAUUAGAUUUUGAUACUUUGCUUGUUAAGAAUGCCCUUCCUUUAUUAUUAUUAUUAUUUUGUCUGGGAGCAGCUCAUUACUACUAGGAUAUAUCUUACUUUAUAAAGAUAUUUUUUUUAAAGUUUUAAGAAUUUGCUUUGGCUUUAGUUUUCGACCUCUGCUUUUAUAGCUCACUGAAUGGGGUGCGAUUCUCACAAGAAGUGGCAGAAUCUUGUUAACGUGAUCCUCGUCCUGACACAUCAGUGAACUCCGACAAAUGCACCACUGGAAGCACCCCCAGUGGUCUCUCAAGACUAAGGACACUUUGCCUCAGGCACUGUUUCCAAUCUUUAAUCCUUGGAGAAUUACCUUCAGAAUUGAUCUCAUGUGUUCCACCUCUGCAUUACUUUAGGGCCUUUUUUUAAAAUCAAGUUACUUUCUCUUAAAUGUAAUAAAAAAAAAAACUUGAUGUUCCUCCCGUGAAUGGAAAACCAAUAUAAAUCGCCACAGAUAUGAUGCUAUCUGUAAGAAAUUAAUAAAAUGAAGUAAACAUUUCAUUUUAAAUAUUCUUCCUUUGGAGGUUCUGAGUCUGAGAAAGGAAAGGUAGCAUGUGUUACAGUGUAGCAAGCGCUAGUUACAUGUUCAUACAAUCAAAAGAAUUGGAAGAGACCUACCUUUUGAAAUGAUAUUGCUGGGUCUAUUGCCCUGUAAACUUUUGAACUGUCAAAUUUGAGGACGCAUUGGCCAGUGGGAAAUGAUUUUAAAAGAGGUAGUAAAAAUAUUUGAUGAGCAUCUACUGUGUACCAGGUGCUAAUAAGAGAUGAGCACUGCUCUUAAGGAGCCUUACUAGAGAUGUAAGAUGAAUAUUUAUGAAAAAGUCUACAUUAGAACUAAAUAAACUGUUCAAUAAGCAAGAAAA
Pipistrellus kuhlii (Kuhl's pipistrelle) is the source of this 3757-nucleotide messenger RNA. RefSeq names its product A-kinase anchoring protein 8 (gene AKAP8). The coding region runs from base 348 to 2621 and encodes 757 amino acids. The record is from RefSeq and is a predicted model, not a curated record. The transcript is spliced from 14 exons. Lineage: Eukaryota; Metazoa; Chordata; Mammalia; Chiroptera; Vespertilionidae. Gene Ontology annotation, cellular component: nuclear matrix; nucleus. Gene Ontology annotation, molecular function: protein kinase A regulatory subunit binding; DNA binding.